AUGAGCAACACACAGGCGACACGGGAGACCACACAGGCGAGCGGCACCGCUGCGACGACGGUCGCCACAGCUGCGACGAACACGGCAGCCCCACAGAAGAAACUAUCCCUUGAAGAGGACGACGACGAGUUCGAGGACUUCCCAGUGGACGACUGGGACGCAAAGAGCACGGUCGGUGCCUCGCAAGGUGCCGCGCAGGGACAGGGCACUGCCCUCUGGGAGGAGAACUGGGACGACGUGGAGGUCGACGACGAGUUCACGCAGACGCUCAGGAGCGAGUUGCAAGCAUAG
Huiozyma naganishii CBS 8797 is the source of this 291-nucleotide messenger RNA. RefSeq names its product proteasome regulatory particle lid subunit SEM1 (gene SEM1). The coding region runs from base 1 to 291 and encodes 96 amino acids. Gene Ontology annotation, cellular component: proteasome regulatory particle, lid subcomplex; proteasome complex. Gene Ontology annotation, biological process: double-strand break repair via homologous recombination; proteasome assembly; mRNA export from nucleus. The transcript has a single exon. NCBI's taxonomy places the organism in Eukaryota, Fungi, Ascomycota, Saccharomycetes, Saccharomycetales, Saccharomycetaceae. The record is from RefSeq and is a predicted model, not a curated record.